AUGGCGUUAAUUCUUACGGGUGUCGUAAAUUCCACAACGUUAGGUUACGACACCAUGAUGAUGGCAGGUUUAAUUGCAAUUGAUCCAUUUAGUGGCUAUUUUCAUUUGAAGCCAGCAACAACCGGCUUACUUAAUGCUUCUAAUUGGAUGGGUGGCAUUCUAGCUUGUACCUUUGUCGCACAUUUGUGUGAUUAUGUUGGAAGGAGGGUCACCAUAUUUUUUGGUUGUAUGUUGGCGUUUGUUGGAAUUAUCAUUCAAAGUGCGUCCCAGAAUAUUACCAUGUUUUGUAUUGCAAAAAUAAUCAUGGGUAUAGCCAUUCAUAUGUCUGGUGUUGCAGCUCCACUUUUAAUAGCCGAACUUGCUCCACCAGAUAUGCGUGGUAUUAUUGGAGGCCUUUACUUUACGAUGUUUGAUGCUGGUGCUAUAAUUGCGUCAGCAGUCUCAUAUGGAACUGGCCAAAUUAAUAGCACUUGGGCCUGGAGAAUCCCCUCGAUUAUUCAAGCUAUACCUUCUGCAAUAACAAUUGCUGCCAUUCCAUUUGUUCCAGAAUCUCCUCGUUGGAUGGUAGCACAAGGUCAUAGACAAUAUGCUAGAGAUGCCCUAAUGAUUUGUCAAGGAUUGGACAAAGAAAAUGCAGAGGAACUUGUUGAAAAAAUUCAUCUCUCGUUAAAGAGCACCGCACCAUUUGCUCAUCAAUGGAGAGAAUUAAUGAGACCUAGUAGACCAAUGCUGAAAAGAAUUUUGAUUAUUCUUUCAUUUACCUGGAUCGUAGAAAUGGGAGGAUCCUCGAUUGGCUCAUAUUAUCUCACAAUUCUUUUACAACAAGCGGGUAUUUCUGGAAGUACUAAACUUCUUCAAAUUAAUAUGAUCAGUUCCUGUUGGAACUUUUUUGUGGCUGUCGUGGGUGCUUUUACAUUUGAUCGCCUUGGACGAAAACCACAAUCAAUAAUUAGUCUUACUGGUAUGACUGCUUGUCUUUUCUGUCUCGGUGGAUUCAUCCAAAAAUGGGGUGCUACUAGUACGAACAAAUCAGCACAGUACGCAACAAUAUUUUGGAUGUUCCUUUUCAAUGGCUUUUACAGUUUUUGUUAUACGCCAAUGCAAACAUUAUAUCCUACGGAGAUAUUUCCAACAAGAGUUAGAGCAGCCGGAACAACGUUUUUUCAGUUCUGGAAUUGUGGAUUUGGCCUACUUGCUUCCUUUGUCCUUCCAAUAUCGAUGGAUGCUGUUGGCUGGAAGUUUUAUAUGAUUAAUGCUUCCUACAAUAUACCAUUUAUUUUCAUAAUAUAUUUCCUAUGGAUGGAAACAAAAAACAUGACUCUCGAGGAUGUUGCCAGCAGGUUUGGCGACGGUAUGAACAAUGCUGAGCUUAUUGAUUCAAAUGAAGUUCAGGAAGAAGUUUCUGCGGAUCAAAAGCUAUCAUCUAAGAAUGCAAUCUUGAAUGCCAAAGUGAUUGCGUCGGCAAAAGAAUAA
This is a messenger RNA of Brettanomyces bruxellensis, 1473 nucleotides long. RefSeq lists its product as uncharacterized. The transcript has a single exon. Gene Ontology annotation, biological process: carbohydrate transport; transmembrane transport. Gene Ontology annotation, cellular component: membrane. Lineage: Eukaryota; Fungi; Ascomycota; Pichiomycetes; Pichiales; Pichiaceae. Bases 1 to 1473 code for a protein of 490 amino acids. Gene Ontology annotation, molecular function: carbohydrate:proton symporter activity. The record is from RefSeq and is a predicted model, not a curated record.